Ricinus communis (castor bean) is the source of this 1475-nucleotide messenger RNA. RefSeq names its product MADS-box protein SVP. Gene Ontology annotation, biological process: positive regulation of transcription by RNA polymerase II. Gene Ontology annotation, molecular function: DNA-binding transcription factor activity, RNA polymerase II-specific; RNA polymerase II cis-regulatory region sequence-specific DNA binding; protein dimerization activity. Lineage: Eukaryota; Viridiplantae; Streptophyta; Magnoliopsida; Malpighiales; Euphorbiaceae. The transcript is spliced from 8 exons. Bases 555 to 1238 code for a protein of 227 amino acids. Gene Ontology annotation, cellular component: nucleus. The record is from RefSeq and is a predicted model, not a curated record.
CUUUUAAAGAAUUGGUGGCUCUUUUUCACGUCUCUGAAACUUUUCCUCGCAACAUAACAAAUAACCUUAGUCGCCCGUUCCCCAAUCUGGUAAGUGAAAAGAAAGUAAGCAGUAAGUAAAUGCCAUUAACGCAUUAACCAAUCCCUAUCUCUCUUCUUCUUCUUCUUCUUCUGCUCUUUUCUUUUCUUAUUAUUCUUUCACUUCCGAUUGGUGGGUUUUUUAAAUUCUUUUAGAAUUUUUUUUUUCUCAUUCUUUCCACUUUAUGUUCUUUUGGAUCUGAAAAUACUAAGAAAAAUAAUGCUCCUUUCGUUUUCUUUUAACUAGGGUUUCUCUCUCAGAUUCUUCUCUAAAUUUGGCAAAAAUGCUGCUGCCACUAUCAAUGAACACCACUUGUCCUUCUUUUUCUUGUAUUUAGCAGCAACCAAGGCAAAAACCCUUCUCUUUAUAUACCGGUUUAUUCCCUGUGCCCAAUAACUAAGAGAAGAAGAUUCAGAAAGGAACUGGAAGCUUUUGUUGUUUCUUCUUUUAGCAAAAAAAAUAAAAAGAUCAUUAUAAUGGCCAGAGAGAAGAUUCAGAUCAAGAAGAUCGAUAACGCUACAGCUAGACAAGUUACCUUCUCCAAAAGGAGAAGAGGGCUAUUCAAAAAAGCUCAAGAGCUUUCUGUUCUUUGCGAUGCUGAUGUUGCUCUUAUAGUCUUCUCUUCUACUGGCAGGCUCUUUGAGUACUGCAGCUCCAGCAUGAAGGGAAUUCUAGACAGGCAUAACCUGCACUCAAAAAAUCUUGAGAAGCUGGAACAACCAUCCCUUGAGUUGCAGCUGGUUGAGAAUAGUAACUAUUCUAGGUUGAGCAAGGAAGUUGCUGAGAAAAUCCUUCGACUAAGGCAAAUGAGAGGAGAAGAGCUUCAAGGAUUAAAUAUAGAGGAACUGCAACAGCUAGAGAAGUCCCUUGAAGCUGGAUUAGGCCGUGUGAUAGAAAAGAAGGGUGAGAAAAUUAUGAAGGAGAUCAGUGAACUCCAAAGGAAGGGAAUGCAAUUAAUGGAAGAGAAUGAACGACUAAGACACCAAGUUUUGGAGGUAUCUAAUGGCCGAAAGCAGGCUGGUGCGGAUAUGGAGAAUGGGGUUUAUGAGGAAGGGCAGUCAUCAGAGUCUGUGACCAAUGUAUGCAGCUCAAAUGGCCCCCCAAAUGACUAUGAAAGCUCAGACACAUCUCUCAAAUUGGGGUUACCGUAUUCUGGCUAAGUGUUGGUAAGGAGAUUGGGAUGCUUCUGAACAAAUGAGGACAGAGAUAUGGUUUAUAGUUGAAAGUGACAUGGAUGUUGUUGUGUAAUUUACCUAACCCACUUCUGCCUUUUUAUAGGUACAUAAUCUUUGUGUGCCUUCGGACACAUUUAUGAAGCCAUGUAUGAACACUUUUAUUCUCUUUCUAUAUAUUUAUAUAUAUAUAUAUAUAUAUAUGAAAACCCUUUCUUAGCCCAA